AUGGAGGCUCAGUUAGCUAACUUAAUGGCUAUGCAACAACCCAACCAUCAAAACCUUAGUGCUGAAACUAAGACUCAUACCAUGCUUGAACAAAUGAUGAAGAUGAUGGUCGACCAGAAGAAGGAAACCGAUGGAAGAUUCCAGUCUUUGGAGCUGGCAGUGAAGCAGUUGCAAACCAGAGCCACGUCGAUCGACGUUAAUCUUGGGAACUUGCAAGCACAGAUUAGCUUAGGCGAAAAUGUCUCUGCGGUAUUUCAAAAGAAGCUUCCUAUUAAAUGUAAAGAUCCUGGCAUGUUUUCGAUACCUUGUAAGAUAGGAGACCUUAAACUAGAUAGAGCUAUGCUUGAUUUGGGUGCUUCUAUAAAUGUCAUGCCUAGGAGUAUCUACGAUAGAGUUCAAUUAGGUGCAUUAAAAGACACGGGAUUGAUAAUUCAACUUCCAGAUAGAAGUAAUGCCUAUCCUGAUGGCAUUUUAGAAGAUGUUCUAGUGCAAGUGAAUGAGUUAGUUUUUCCAGCUGAUUUUUAUGUUUUAGACAUGGGAGCUAGUGAUAAAUCAGUUGAUGUACCCCUACUCUUAGGUAGACCUUUUCUUAAGACAGCUAGAACGAAAAUUGAUGUGCAUAAAGGGAAUUUAACAAUGGAAUUUGAUGGUGAGAUAAUUAAAUUUAAUAUAUUUGAUGCUAUGAGAUAUCCCACUGAUAUUAAUUCUGUAUUUACUCUUGAUAUAAUUGACAAUUUUGUUCAAGAUGUCUAUGAAUUAGGGGAAGAAGACAAGUUGAAAAGCGUUCUAGCUAAGAGCAUUUUUGAUAUCGCCAAGCAGGAAUUUAUCAUUUCUGAUUCUUUAAUUGAUUCAGUUUGCACUUUAGACUCGCCCAAAUUGACACGAUUCAAGCCGAUUCUCCCUAAUCUUACGGUAACUGGUAAGCAAGUCCCUUCAUUGAUCUUACCACCUAAAUUGGACUUAAAAGAGUUGCCCGAAAAUUUGAAGUACAUUUAUUUGGGGGAAAAUCAAACUUUACCAUUGAUAGUAUCGAAUGCUUUAACCGAGAUGCAAGAAUCUAAGCUGCUUAGAGUUCUUAGGGAGCAUAAAGAAGCCUUCGGUUGGACACUAGCUGGCAUUAAGGGACUUAGUACGACUUUGUGUACCCACAAGAUAGCCUUGGAACCAGAUUCAGUUCCCAAAAGAGACCCCCAACGCCGAUUGAAUCCACCAAUGAUGGAGGUAGUCAAGACUGAAAUUUUAAAGUGGUUGGAAGCCGGUGUCAUUUAUCCUAUAGCCGAUUCAAAGUGGGUAAGUCCAAUUCGUGUUGUACCUAAGAAGGGAGGAACUAUAAUAGUCACCAACGAGGAAGGGCUAGAGAUUCCUACGAGAGUGCAGAAUGGUUGGCGGGUACCUAUUGCACCUGAGGAUCAAGAGAAGACCACCUUCACUUACCCGUUUGGAACUUACGCCUUCAAGAGAAUGCCUUUCGGAUUGUGCAAUGCAUCAGCUACUUUUCAAAGAGUUCUUAGGCGUUGCAUUGAGACUAACCUGAUAUUGAAUUUUGAGAAAUGUCAUCUCAUGGUUGAAAAGGGCGUAGUAUUGGGGCAUGUCGUCUCAGCUAAAGGUUUAGAAGUCGACCAAGCUAAAGUUGAGAUAUCGUCCCCUUUAUGUGCAUUGCUCGGUAAGGAUGUUGCAUUUGAAUUUAGUGAGAAUUGCAAGAAAUCUUUUGAUGAAUUGAAAUUGAAAUUGAUCACAGCCCCUAUCAUACAAGGGCCAAAUUAUGCAUUACCUUUUGAAAUUUUAUGUGAUGCCAGUGAUAAGGCUGUUGGUGCGGCUUUGGGACAAAGAAAUGGUAAGGAGUCUUAUAUUACCAGGUAUGCUAGCGAGCUAUUGAACCCAGCUCAAUGCAAUUAUACCACGACCGAGAAAGAGCUCUAUGCCAUAGUUUUUGCCUUGGAAAAAUUUAGAGCAUACUUGUUAGUAGUCAAAGUUGUUGUAUUUUCUGACCAUGGUGCUCUUAAAUAUUUGUUGCAUAAAAAAGAAGCUAAGCCCCGAUUAAUAAGAUGGAUUUUGCUUUUGCAGGAAUUUGACUUGGAAAUUAAAGAUAAGAAAGGUAAGGAGAAUCUUGUGGCCGAUCAUUUGAGUAGGAUAGAGACUGGAAUUUUGAGGGAUGAGCCGAGUGAUUUAUUUCCCGAUGAGUGA
Molecule: messenger RNA, 2184 nt
Organism: Gossypium raimondii (Peruvian cotton)
Lineage: Eukaryota; Viridiplantae; Streptophyta; Magnoliopsida; Malvales; Malvaceae
Exons: 6
Coding region: 1-2184 (727 amino acids)
Source: RefSeq, a predicted model, not a curated record